Messenger RNA from Crotalus tigris (Tiger rattlesnake), 1155 nucleotides. RefSeq names its product chromosome unknown C10orf53 homolog (gene CUNH10orf53). The record is from RefSeq and is a predicted model, not a curated record. The transcript is spliced from 3 exons. NCBI's taxonomy places the organism in Eukaryota, Metazoa, Chordata, Lepidosauria, Squamata, Viperidae. The coding region runs from base 44 to 445 and encodes 133 amino acids.
CCCUUUGUGACACUACAUCCCUAAGGAAACAGCCAGCUUUGCCAUGGCUACUGUGGGUGAUGUCAAAGCCAUUAGAGCUUCCUCCACAGCCGAGAAGAAUGUGUUUCAGCUCCACCCUCCGCUUGCUUCCUCAUUCCUCAGGAGUCUCCUUACAACUGGCCCAGCAAUGCCCAAGAAUGCUCUGGUCACCCUCAGAUAUGGACCCUAUCGCAGCUGUGGGGUGGUUGAACACCGAACCUUUCGCCUGGAGGGCUUGCAAGCUGUGUUAAAAGCAGACGGGCAUCAAAUCGUUCUCGAGGAAAUUCCCGAUUGGAACGACGUGCAGCUGAUUGUGAAUGGAGAGACCAUCUUCCAGUGCAACAUUAACGAUCUAGAUUUUGGAGGAGAUGGAAAGUUGGAUCCUCUUUGCCAAGAAGCUCGAGAAGCAGUCUUAAAAGCCUACUGACAUUUUGUUGCCCUCUGUUUUUGUAAAAGCUCAUUUCUUACGAAUGACGGCCAAAAAAAGACUCCUGUUUUUUUUAAUCUCGAUGCCAAAACAGUAUGGUCUCCAAUUCACUAAUCACGUCUCUGUUUUAUAUCUAAUUAUUUAGAGCCUUUUUGUCCUUGUGAUUUUUUUUCCCAUGCUCAUCUUGCUCUUGUGAAGUGUUCCUCACCUGCUUGAAUCAUCACCGUGUCCACAAGGGGAGAGGGGUAAUCAAAGCAUUAUUGCACUGCUUAUCUGUGUGUCGAAGCUUCAUGAGAAUCAUCUUUCUACUGCAUUCCUGCCAUAUGGAGAGUUGUUUGCUAGGAGCUGGGUGGCAAAUAAAUUCAACCAUAAAUAAAUAAAAUAUAACCAUUGCACGCCGUUUCCGGUUUCCAGUACUUGGAAGAUUGGAAGUCAUCAGUUCCUCAUAUCAAUCCAUAACUAUAGCAUUCUAGAUAGCGUAGAUUCAUCUAGAACAGGAUUCGACGAUAGGAGGGGACACUUCCAGUGUUGAAUUGCAAGCGUAAUUUUCUCUCCAAAAUAUGGCAAUAAAAUUAUUCGUUUCAUCUGCUACCUUGACCCGUCGUUGGCCGUAGACAGAGCGCCUUGCGUUACUAGUAGGACUUUUCCAACAUUGUACGGUAUGCUUUAUAUUAAGGACAAUCUACCCAUAUCCUGUACAUUUCUACUGA